AACUCAACAAUGGGUGUUCCCGCAUUCUUUCGUUGGCUCACCAGAAAAUAUCCUUCAAUCAUAGUAAAUGCCAACGAAGAGCGUCAAAGAAAUGCCGACGGGACGAAAAUUCCCAUAGAUGCAACAAAACCUAACCCUAACUUUCAGGAAUUUGACAAUCUGUACCUUGACAUGAACGGGAUCAUUCACCCUUGCACGCAUCCGGAGGAUCGCCCAGCUCCGGCCAACGAAGACGAAAUGUUUGCCCUCAUCUUCGAAUAUAUCGACAGAAUAUUCUCCAUCGUUCGCCCUCGGAAGUUGCUAUAUAUGGCAAUUGACGGCGUUGCUCCCAGAGCAAAAAUGAAUCAGCAACGUAGCAGGCGCUUUCGAGCUUCUAAAGAGGCAUGGGAAAAGGCUGAGUCGAUUGAAGAGCAACGUCGUCGUUUAGAAGAAGAAGGGGUGCCGCUACCACCAAGAAAAACAGAUGAAUCUCAUUUCGACAGCAACUGCAUUACCCCUGGAACACCUUUUAUGGCCAGAUUGGCAGAGGUGUUGAGGUACUACAUCCAUGAUAGAAUAACCACAGAUCCCGCGUGGGCUAAAAUUCAGGUGAUCCUAUCGGAUGCCAACGCUCCUGGAGAAGGUGAGCAUAAAAUCAUGGAUUUCAUCCGUAAACAACGUUCGAAUCCUGCACAUAAUCCGGAUACUGUUCAUUGCCUUUGUGGGGCAGACGCUGAUCUCAUUAUGUUAGGUUUAGCAACCCAUGAAGCUAACUUUAAUAUUAUACGUGAGGAGUUCAUUCCGAAUCAACAACGUCCUUGCGAUCUCUGUGGCCAGUAUGGGCAUGAGCUGAAAGAGUGUAGAGGGCUCGAAAACGAGGAGAAAGGCCCCGAACACGCUGAUCCCAUAUCAAAAGAGAAGAACUUCAUUUUCCUCCGUAUCCCUGUUUUACGGGAAUAUCUUGAGAGGGAUAUGGCAAUGGAAAACCUUCCUUUUAAAUAUGAUUUCGAACGCGUCAUCGAUGACUGGGUUUUCCUCUGUUUCUUCGUCGGGAACGACUUUUUACCACAUCUACCCUCUCUCGAAAUACGAGAAGGCGCUAUUGAUCGUUUGAUAAAGUUGUACAAGGAUAUGGUGUACACAAUGAAAGGGUAUUUGACCAAAGACGGGAACGUUUAUAUGGAUAGAGUAGAGCGGAUUAUGCUUGGUCUCGGAGAAGUAGAAGAUGAAAUUUUCAAACGCCGUCAGCAAGAUGAAGAACGGUUCAAAGCAAUCCAGAAGGCAAAGAAGGCCCGUAUGAGUGGGGGGCGUCCGCAAGCACCAUCCUAUGUGCCGAGGGAAGGUUCCUUAAUUGCUCCUCUCUCAAGGGCAACACCAAUGUCAGGAGAGACUACUCGUGCUCUCGCUGCUACUGCACGACAAGAGGCUAUGCAGUACGCGCAGAAUGAGGAAGCUGCUAGGCGCAUGAAGUUGAUGCUAAAAGAAGAAGGGACCAAUUCAAAUACGGGGGACAAUCAAGGAAGUAGGAAAAGAAAAUCGGAGGUUUGCUCUCCUUACAAAAUGAUUUUUCGAGCAAAUUCAGAUUGUUCAAAAUUCGCAUUCUUUUAUUCACCUUUUGCAAAAUCGCAUGGAGUUGCCACCCCAAUCAUCUUGCAAAUAUUUUCGCGUUUUACGAUCGAAAUAGCACACAGAUUACAAUAUCAUAUUUGCUGUCCUUACCCUCUAUCGUAUUUCCAGGGACCAAUAGAUCUCGACGACGAGGAACCUAAGGACGAAGUCCGACUAUUCGAAGCUGGUUGGAAAGAUCGCUAUUAUCGAGCAAAGUUCGACGUCGGAGCAGACGAUGUCGAUUUCAGAAGAAAAGUGGCAUGGGCCUACGUCGAAGGUCUUUGUUGGGUGCUGAAAUACUAUUACCAAGGAUGCGUCAGUUGGGAUUGGUAUUUUCCAUAUCACUAUGCACCGUUCGCUAGCGAUUUUGAUACUGUGUCUCAGUUUAAGCCUGAUUUCUCCAAACCUACCAAGCCAUUCAAGCCUUUGGAGCAGCUCAUGAGCGUCUUUCCCGCUGCUAGCAAGCAACAUCUUCCCUUGCACUGGCAGAAAUUAAUGACCGAUGAAGACUCGCCAAUUAUCGAUUUAUAUCCGACAGACUUUCGUAUUGAUCUCAAUGGAAAGAAGUUCGCCUGGCAAGGCGUGGCGCUACUGCCUUUUGUAGAUGAAGUCCGAUUACUCAGAACACUGGAAACGGUGCAACACACGUUGACAGAAGAAGAAAAAGCUCGUAACACCACUGGUCCCAACCGGAUUUUUAUUGGUAAAAAACAUCCAGCUUUCGACUUUUUCAAGGAACUUUACAGCAGCGUCAAUGGAGUAGUGAACUCCGUUGACAUUGAUCCUGCAUUCACUUAUGGUAUGAGUGGUAGAAUCACUGCUGACAAAACGGCUCUCGCACCGGAUUUGCCUUUCCCAUCUCCCGUCAAUGACAAAUCAUGCCCUGAUUUGCCUGUGAAUGGAGCAAUGAUGGUGAUCUAUGAAGAUCCUCAUUAUCCUGAAGGGUUUAUUUUUCCUGCCAAGCGACUGGAGAACGCAAAAGAAAUACCUCGUGCCCUUCGCGAUUACAGUGAUCGUAGGGGUGGCGCUGAUUAUCGUCCACAAAUAGGGUUCACCAGAGAUGUACCACAGCGAGCAAGUCUUGAUCCUUCCGCUCACCGCUUCGUUCAGCACAACGUUCGAUAUGACAACCGUGAUUAUGACAAUCGUAAUAACGAUGGAGCUCGAGGAAGAGGGUAUGAUGGUGGAGGAGGAGGCUACCAAGGAGGUGGUUACAAUCGCGGCGGUUACGGAGGUCAAAACGGACCCUACGUAGCUCGAGGAGGGAGUGGAAUCUACCAAAACCCGUAUGGCCCGAAUCGCGGCGGCUACGACAGUGGCUACAAUGGACCCCAAGCAAGGGGUUUCUCAAGUUCCUUAUACGGCAACCAAGCACUUGGGAGGGGAUACGGAGGAGUCGAUCCAAGAGGACGAGGUGGAGCAUACAAUGGAUCAACUGGACCGCUCCCAUGGCACAGGCAAUCUUAA
This is a messenger RNA of Haemonchus placei, 3054 nucleotides long. The record is from the annotation of a GenBank genome assembly. Lineage: Eukaryota; Metazoa; Nematoda; Chromadorea; Rhabditida; Trichostrongylidae.